AUGAUUGAUCGUUUUUUUGUUCAGGUUGCUAAACAGCGAACAGAUAUCCUAAGAGCUAAGAAAUCUUUCAAUUCAAAUAAAUAUCAUAACAAUGUCAAAAUCAAAUAUUAUCUUUAUCGAAUUAAUUAUCUUCGUUUAUCAAAUCCAUUUACUGUUGAUAUUAUUUUCUCAUCACCACGCAUUCUGUGUGAUUAUAUUCAACUUCAAACAUUAAUUUUUGAUAAUAUCGAUGCAAAACAUCUUAAUAAUAUUUUUAAACAUUCAGUUUAUUUAUCAAAAUUACAUUUAUUAGUUUUUAGUCUUGUUGAUUAUGUUCAAGAUCUAGAUAUUCUUUUUCAUCAUAUAUUUCGAUUAUCGAAAUUAAAAUAUUGUAAAAUAAUAUAUCAAACAAUCUAUGAUCAACAACUAAUACCAAUUUAUUCGACUGACUUUACACUUAGUCCUAUCGAAUAUUUUGUACUUAAUAAUUGUUUUUUAAUUGUUUCACUUUGUAAUCUAUUGCUUUCUCUUCCGAAACUUCGUUAUUUAUCUAUUGAUUAUCUGGUUGUAUUUAAUUAUCUAGAUAUUGAUCAAGAUUCUAUUGCAUUAGAAUGUUUAAAAUAUGUUUCUAUUAAUGUUGAUAAUAUACAUUUCAAUCUAUUCCAAAAAAUAAUAAAAUAUUUCUUUGGUUGUGUUGAAGUUUUACGCCUUACAGCACAUGAUACAACUUUAUCUUCAAUGUCAAAUUGA
Molecule: messenger RNA, 729 nt
Organism: Rotaria sp. Silwood2
Lineage: Eukaryota; Metazoa; Rotifera; Eurotatoria; Philodinida; Philodinidae
Source: the annotation of a GenBank genome assembly